Molecule: messenger RNA, 1632 nt
Organism: Mercurialis annua (annual mercury)
Lineage: Eukaryota; Viridiplantae; Streptophyta; Magnoliopsida; Malpighiales; Euphorbiaceae
Product: cytochrome P450 71AU50-like
Exons: 2
Coding region: 1-1524 (507 amino acids)
Molecular function (GO): iron ion binding; heme binding; monooxygenase activity
Source: RefSeq, a predicted model, not a curated record
AUGAACUAUCCUCACUUGCACAGUACUAUGGCAUUAACAUUGGCCAUCCUAGUCGUAGUUAUAUUUGCCAUUGUUCUACAAGCAUUGCUACGGCUUAUUAGCAACACCAACAACAAAAAACUACCUCCUGGUCCUAAAGGGUUCCCAAUCUUCGGCAGCCUUCAUCUAUUAGGAAAAUAUCCUCACCGAGAAUUGCAUAAACUAUCACAAAAAUAUGGUCCCAUCAUGCACUUACGAUUAGGGUUAGUCCCAACCAUAGUCGUAUCAUCGCCUCAAGGCGCGGAAUCAUUUCUCAAGACACACGAUCUUGCUUUCGCCAGCAGACCGCCGCACCAGGCCGCCAAGUUCAUUUCGUACGAGCAGAAAAACCUAUCCUUCGCUCCCUACGGCUCAUACUGGCGAAACGUGCGAAAAAUGUGCACGUUGGAAUUGCUCAGCAAUCUCAAAAUCAAUUCUUUUAAGUCCAUGAGGAAACAAGAACUUGACCUGUUGAUUGAUUACGUUAAAGAUGCGUCGUCACGACGCGUGGCUGUUGAUCUGAGCGGCAAAGUUGCAUCCCUUAGUGCGGAUAUGAGCUGCAGAAUGGUGUUCGGAAAGAAGUAUACGGAGAAAGAGUUCGACGAGAGAGGGUUUAAAGCUGUGAUUCAAGAGGGAAUGCAACUGGCUGCAGCUCCUAAUCUUGGUGAUUAUAUUCCUCAGAUUGCGGGACUUGAUUUACAGGGUCUUACGAAGCGUAUGAAAGGCGUUAGCAAAGUGUUUGAUGAUUUCUUUGAGAAAAUAAUCGAUGAACAUAUUCAAUUUCAGGAUGAAAACAGAAGUAAAGAUUUUGUAGAUAUUAUGUUGGGCUUUGUUGGAUCAGAAAUUUCAGAGUAUCAUAUAGGUCGAGACAAUAUCAAAGCUAUUAUCUUGGACAUGCUUGCAGGUUCAAUGGACACUUCAGCAGCAGUAAUCGAAUGGGCUCUAUCGGAACUCCUGAAGCACCCAAGAGUACACAAAAAAGUGCAAAAAGAAUUGGAAGAAAAGAUCGGCAUGAACAGAAUGGUAGAAGAAUCGGAUCUUGAGAGCCUGGAAUACUUAGAAAUGGUUAUAAAAGAAACAUUCCGACUCCAUCCAGUUGCUCCAUUACUGAUCCCUCACGAGGCAGUCGAAGAUACCAUCAUCGACGAAUAUCUAAUUCCGAAAAAAUCACACAUUAUUAUAAAUACAUUUGCUAUCGGAAGAGAUCCGAGGGCUUGGAACGACCCAGAGAAGUUUCUUCCGGAGAGAUUUUCAGGAAAAGAUAUAGAUUUUCGUGGGCACGAUUUUCAGCUUUUGCCGUUUGGGGCUGGACGAAGAGGAUGCCCUGGAAUUCAAUUGGGAAUAACUGUGGUUCGUUUGGUUCUGGCUCAGCUCGUGCAUUGCUUCGAUUGGGAGCUUCCGAACGGUAUGUUGCCCGACGAAUUGGAUAUGACUGAAGAGUUUAGUCUUGUAACUCCAAGAGCUAAACACCUUGAAGCUAUUCCUACUUAUCGCCUUCACGUUUGAUAGAUUAAUGACUCAUGUAUUUUAUUGUGUUGUUUUCAAUUUAAGUUAUACUUCUUUGAAAUGGAUCAAUUUGAAAAUACUUAUUGUUGUAAUAUUACGAUUGUUGAA